AUGCUGCUGUGGGAGAGACAGGUUAAGAUUGCCAGAGUCAGAGUAGAACACAUUGUGCCAUAUGCUGAGGCAGUGAAGACAGUAGACGAUGAGGGGUCAAGGAAUACUGCCUCAGAAAUGAUGGAAGCAGCAGAUGAUUACACUAUCUUCCAGAUGGUCGAGGAACAGGGUCAUCUACUACACCAAUACCACGACCAGCUGGGUCUACUGGGUACGACCAUGAAGGAGGUCCUCCUCGUUGUCAACCGCCUGGACAACACCAGCAAGAUGGGAGACCCCACCAAAGAGAUGUCCAAGGUUGCCACGGUCAUUUCCCUGCUGACCGGACGGCGUUGGAGAGUCACUGCCAGGACCGGCUGGGGGAGUGGGCCCGAGUUCCUUCCCUGGGCGGAAUACGCCCAGAACUCACUUCGUCACUCCACCACCAGGCUGACUCUCAGCCAGUGCAUCCUGGGAUAUCAGCUGGCCCCUGGUUCCUUGGACUCCGAACCAAAAGAGGCCCCUGCAAUUGAAGCGUGGUUCCGCCGUCAGAAGGAUCAGGCGGUCCACCACCGCAGUGAGGCUCCCGUGUUCCAUCCUGGUGAUCACGUCUGGCCCUCCAUCAGGAACCUCCCGUUCCACCUGCCGGAAGCUGAGCCCCUGGCUUGUGGGGCCCUUCAAGGCUGGUGGUUCCUGGUCCCCUGGCUGAUGCUAUCCCCUGCGAUACCCCUCCCCUGGACUUCGAGGACCCCCACUUAUGCUGUUAGGUCUCUCCAUGACUCCCAAUGUUGUGGGGGUCGGCUCCAGUACCUGGUGGAGUGGGAGGGGUACAGUCCUGAUGAGUGCUUUUGGGGCCCAGUAGCAGACAUCCCAACGUCAUCCAUUGCCGUCGUUCGGCCCGCUCCUCGCCCUUGGGACCAUCCUCCUGGCCGGUGUCAUCUUGCGGCAGGGGCUGCACGUCGGCGGGGGGGGGGGAUUACUACUGUCAUUCCUACUCCCUCCGGCGCUAGAUGUCGCCAGUCUACUAACCACCAAAACGCAGACCAUCAAUAAAUCUGCAUUUUAAACCAUUUCACUUGAUCAUAGUGAUCAGGGGUGUGCAACUAGUUUUCCUUCACAGAAAAUACAUGAGUGCAAGAAAAUAGCUUAAUUUUCAUCAGCUGACAACAGCAGUGCAAUGCUAUUUGGCUAGCAGCCACACAAGUAAAUGAGCUUACAAUUAAAAUGCAAAGUCUUUUUUUGCAAAAACAAUUCAUGGCCAUUAUAUUUCCAAUGUUUAUCAUAUAAAUAAUGUAGCCAGUUACAUUUCCUAAUGUUUUUUAAAAAGUUAAUCUUGCAUUGUACCAGAGAAAAGUAGGCUACGCUGAGAAAAAUACGAGGUACACGUUGGUGAAUUCUCAUCCGACUGGAGAAAUGCAAGUCAAGCACAAUAUUUUUCUGAGGCCAAGCAGAAAUUACAAUAAGAAGCAUUUUAGCAAGAUAUUUCUUGCUGAAAAAAGGCAGAAUACUGCGCUAAUACGACCCCUGAAAACUUUUUGGGUGUGCUAUGAAAGUGUAGUUUCUGAGGUUUCAAAAUGCAUAUUGCAUGCAAUGAUUACGGGGGGGUGUGGUAUAAUGAGGUAUAUAUUAGAGCAGUAAAAAUAAAUGUUUUGUCAUACCCGUGGUAUACCAUGGCUGUUAGACAAUCAGCAUUCAGGGAUCGAACCACUCAGCUUAUAAUAAAGGUUAUACAAUGGGUGGGUCUAAUCCUGAAUGCUGAUUGGUUAAAACCUCAUUCCACCCCAGUAAUCAUUCCAGCCAGUGUCUAUUCCACAAAUUACCACUAGCUAAAUCUCUGAUGUUAAAAUGGCAGUCUGUU
Oncorhynchus kisutch (coho salmon) is the source of this 1837-nucleotide messenger RNA. RefSeq lists its product as uncharacterized. The record is from RefSeq and is a predicted model, not a curated record. Lineage: Eukaryota; Metazoa; Chordata; Actinopteri; Salmoniformes; Salmonidae. The coding region runs from base 1 to 1032 and encodes 343 amino acids. The transcript is spliced from 5 exons.